Molecule: messenger RNA, 2481 nt
Organism: Oenanthe melanoleuca
Lineage: Eukaryota; Metazoa; Chordata; Aves; Passeriformes; Muscicapidae
Gene: MBD1
Product: methyl-CpG binding domain protein 1
Molecular function (GO): zinc ion binding; DNA binding
Source: RefSeq, a predicted model, not a curated record
CUCCCCGACUCUGCCUUUUCCUAUUGGCCAACGCGGCAUCACGUGACAGUAAAACACCGCCCCCUCAUCUUCCCGCCCGCCAUUUCCACUUCCGGCGCGGGGCCCCGCCCCCUCCGCCCCCCGCGGCCUCGCGGCGUCGCCGGAGGAAGAGGAGGAGGAAGAGGAGGAGGAAGAGGAGGAGGAAGAGGAAGAGCUGCGCCACAGGCGGGGGCGGAUGGGAACGCCCCCCCGCAGGAUGGCGGAGGGCUGGGCCGAGUGCCCGGCGCUGGGCCCGGGGUGGCAGCGCCGCGAAGCUUUUCGGAAAUCCGGGGCCACCAGCGGCCGCAGCGACACCUACUACAGGAGCCCCACAGGGCAGAAGUUCCGCAGUAAGAUCGAGCUGAGGAGGUUCCUGGGCCCCGGGCACGACCUGAGCAACUUCGACUUCAAAUCGGGGCUGGAACGGCCCAGCCCCACCCGGACCAAGAAAAGCCCCAAAUGGCACCUGCCCACCGUGCCCCUCCCAGAGCCCCCCAAACUUCAAGAAAGAGGAAAACCAGGAGGUGGGCGUGGCUCAGUCCGAGAAAGCCCCGCCCCUACACGAUGCCCCGCCCUCAUCUGUUCAAGCCCCGCCUUCUUCUGUCCAAGCCACGCCCCUUUCUGCCCAGGCUUCACCUCGUUUAGUUCAGACCACGCCCUCUUCUGUCGAGGCCACGCCCCCUCCGGAGCCCCCCCUGCGCAGGGGCCGGAAACGGCCGCCCCUGGAGCCCCCCCAGGAGGGGGUGAUGGCGCUCUGUGCCAGCUGCCAGACUCUGUUCCCAGGGGUGUCCCUGCCCCCCCCCAGCGCCGCUGCCGCUGGCUGUGCCCCGACUGCCGUGCCCAGAGACGAGACUUCAACCGGGAGCAGCGAUUCUACAAGCGGGUGGGCUGUGGCACGUGCCAGGCCUGCCGCAUCCCCGAGGACUGCGGGAUCUGCAGCGCCUGCACCCGCAGCGCCCCCGGGGCAUCCUCGGGGCCCGGCCGGACCCCCAAGUGCCUCCUGCGCCGCUGCCUGCGCAUCGUCAAGAAGGGCCUGGGCUGCGGCUCCUGCUCGGGCUGCCUGAGCACCGAGGACUGUGGCAGCUGCUGCAUCUGCCUGCGGCGCCUGCAGCCCGGCCUCAAGCGCCAGUGGCGCUGCCUGCGGCGCCGCUGCCUGCGCCCCAAGAAACCCAGGGUGGCCAAGAAGAGCCAGAGCCUGCUGCCCCUGACAGAGAAAUGGAAGCCCCCCAUGGAGUGGGAGCCCAGUGACGCCUCCAGCAGCAGGCACAGAAAGAUCCUGACCAAGGGCAAGGAGAAGAAGAAGCCGGGGCGACCCCCGAAGCCCCCCGGGCCCCGCGGGCGGGGGGCGCGGAGCCGGGCCAGCCGGCGCUGCGGGGUGUGCGCCGCCUGCCGGCGCCCGGCCGACUGCGGCCGCUGCGACUUCUGCCGGGACAAGCCCAAGUUCGGGGGGCGGAACCUCAAGCGCCAGAAGUGCCGCUGGAGGCAGUGCCUGCGCUGUGCCAUGAGGCGGCUGCUGCCGGUGGGGGGGGGGUCGCUGGGGGCCCCCCUGGAGCUGGGGCCGCCCCCUCCCCCCGUCCAGGCCCCCUCCCCACCGCCGCCGCCGCCGCCGGCCCCCCCGGCCCCCCCACGCCGCCGCCCGGAGCCGCCGCCGCCGCCUGCCCCGCCCCCCCCGCCAGGACAAGGAGGAGCUGCUGGGGGGGGGGCUGAAAACAGCCCUGGACCCCUCCCAGACCCCCCCCUGCGCCUCUGCCCCAUCAAGGAGGAGGCAGGACCCCUCCCCCGCCUCGAGGACCCCCGCCUGGGGCUCCUCAUCGCCUCGGCCCCUCGCCUCAAAGGAGCCCCCCCAGAACCCAGCGUCGCCCCCCAAAGGCCCCCCCCGGGGGAUUUGGGGGUCCUGAUCGCCGCCACCCCCCGCGUGAAGCAGGAGCAGCCGCAGCCCAGCGCCUCCCUGGUGCCGCUGGUGGUGCUGGAUGAGAGUGAGGAGGAGGAGGAGGAAGAGGAGGAGGAGGGAGGCAGCAGAGUGCCCUUCCCGCUCCCUCCAACCCCCCAGCUCUGGCCCGGCUCCUUCCUGGAGGAACUGGCCGAGAUUCCCCUCCCGGCUCACUGGGGGGUCGUGGCCGCUGACGGCGGCCCCGGGCCGUGCCCCGCCCGCGGUUUGCGGCUCGUCCAGCGCUGCCCCCGCUCGCCCAUGGCCGCGGCCGCCGUGCUGCUCAACCCGGGCUUGGCUUUCCGCGUCCUGGUCGCCCGCGGCCGCCCGGUGCCCCCCGGGCACGAGGUGCUGGCCCGGCGCCCCCCGCUGCGCUCCGUCCUGGACCUGGUGGAGCUGCUCUGUGAUCUCGAGGCUUACGGGCCGUGCCCGGGACCCCCGGCCCGGCCCCCGGCCCCGCGCUGCCACGUCCUGGUGAGGGGGGGGCGCUGCUGCCGGCCCUGCCAGCUGCUGGCGGGGGAGGGGCGCUGAGGGGG